Echinops telfairi (small Madagascar hedgehog) is the source of this 1822-nucleotide messenger RNA. RefSeq names its product homeobox A10 (gene HOXA10). The transcript has 2 exons. Lineage: Eukaryota; Metazoa; Chordata; Mammalia; Afrosoricida; Tenrecidae. The annotation marks the transcript as partial. Gene Ontology annotation, molecular function: RNA polymerase II cis-regulatory region sequence-specific DNA binding; DNA-binding transcription factor activity, RNA polymerase II-specific. Gene Ontology annotation, cellular component: nucleus. Gene Ontology annotation, biological process: regulation of transcription by RNA polymerase II. The record is from RefSeq and is a predicted model, not a curated record.
GCCGACGCGGCCCGGAAGGAACGAGCCCUCGAGUCGCCACCGCCCCCGGCGCUGGCUUGCGGUGGCGGAGGCUCGCAGGGUGACGAGGAGGCGCACGCGUCGUCCUCGGCAGCAGAGGAGCUCUCCCCGGCCCCCUCGGAGAGCAGCAAAGCCUCGCCCGAGAAGGACUCCCUGGGCAGUUCUAAAGGGGAAAACGCAGCCAACUGGCUGACCGCGAAGAGCGGCAGAAAGAAGCGCUGCCCCUACACCAAGCACCAGACGCUGGAGCUGGAGAAGGAAUUUCUCUUCAACAUGUACCUUACUCGAGAGCGGCGCCUAGAGAUCAGCCGCAGCGUCCACCUCACAGACAGACAAGUCAAAAUCUGGUUUCAGAACCGCAGGAUGAAACUGAAGAAAAUGAACCGAGAAAAUCGGAUUCGGGAGCUCACAGCCAACUUUAAUUUUUCCUGAUGAAGCUGCAGGCGACGCCGGGUUUUAUGUUUGGUUGUUGUUGUUGUUGUUUCCGCCUCCAGGGUCCCCUCCCUCUCUCUGUCUUCGACCUCAACCCGCACCUGUGCCGGAACCCCACUCCUUCCUCCCACUCGUGCCAUCUCGCCUGCCCACCCAUCUGUGCACGCCUGGGCUGGUUUGUUGUGACUUUUUGGUUUUGUUCUCUUCGUUUGCUUGGUGUUGGAUUAUUUGUUGUUUUCCGGGGGAAAAAGCCAUAUCGUGCUAAAAUUCUAUAGAGAUAAUAGCGUCCUAAAUGUCAAGUGCUGACUGGUCCGGUUUGCUGCCUUGGGGUCCCGUUCCCCGCCCCCUGCCCCCCACCCCCGCUCAGCCGCUGGAAAUAGCCCUUUCCUGGCCAGUCCUGGGUAAACCUAGCCGCAAGGCCGAGGUCCCAUUGUCGGCAUGGACGUGUCUGGCCUGAGGUCAAUGGUGCAGGAUUCACCACAGGGAUGGCCUGCCGUGGGUACUGGGUUGUGGAUAGUCAGGGGCUACAAGCCCCCAGUUGAUUUUUCUUUCUACCUUUCCUCCCUCACAAAGAGGAGGGCUUAAAAGCAUGGGCAUGCAGGUUGGCAAAAGGCUUUGACUUUGCCUGAUGGGCAGAUGGAGAAAGAAAGACUCAGAAAGAUUCAUUUUUCCAUCCUCUGUAAGAUAUCCAAGCUUUAAAAGAAACAAACAAAUGAACAACAACAACAAAAAGAAAAAGACCAGGAGAAGGAAACUUCUCUUCCAAUUUUUGUAUGGUCUUACGUUGCUAAACCCAAUGAUUUCGCUUACCUCUGAAUUGCCUGCCAUAUCUUUCUGGAUGUAGAUAAACAAUCUAAUGUAGUUUUCUUUAUACAUGUGGAUUCAUUGGUUUUGGUACUUUUUGUCAUGAAAUACUUGUUACCACUGGUAACACUCGACAAGCACACUGCAAUCAAUAGUCCCUUCCUGUAGAGUUUUUGUUUGUUUGUUUCAUUCACUUUUAUUUUUAAAUUUCUGAUAUUCAUGGAAUACCAGGAGGGCGGGGGUGGGGAGCCAGUGGAAGAGACCAGAGAAAGGGAGACGUUGUUGGAAUUUCCUUUAUACUGUGAAGUUACAUGCAUAAAAGGGUCAAACCUGUAGGUGCAGAAAAAGAAAAACUAUAAAUACAAAUCUGUAUAAAUGUCUAUUAUUAUGAAAAAUUGCCAAUCUUGUUUGAAGCAAAUGCAUUCUAUGGUUAUUAUAAAUGUUAGUUUUAGCUCUAUUCUAAUCUAAAAUCAGAAUAAAUUAAUAUUGUAAUGCUGCUGUGCGUGGAAAAAAAGACGAUGUUUAUGUUCUUAUAGAAGAAUAAAAGCUGUGGAAUGAAGCUUUUAAA